AUGGUCCACGAUCUGAAGAUCGACUUAAUCACUUUAGUCGAGGAACAAGGGGCAAUUUGGAACGUUAGUUGUGAUGACUACCGCGUUGCGGAAAGGAGAAAUUCUGCAUGGCUUGAAACCUCACAGAACAUGUGGAGCAAGGGCCAUGAAUGCCCGGUCGCUGAUGCAAAACGAAUGUGGAAAUCAUUACGGGACACCUACAGGAAGCACAAGACCGCCAGAACGGGGUCUGCAACCGUGCAACCGUGGGUUUACAUGAAACAUCUACGAUUUUUGGACACCUGCGAAACCACGGUGUAUUCCGAGGCUGCGAAGGCGGUCAAAGCCCGAAUGUCCGCCCUGGAAGUCGAGAAACAAAAUCCGUCAUGCAAAUUCGAGCAGUACGGGCAGUUCGUCACAACGUAUCUGAAGAGCCUGCCAGACAAUGUUGCCGUAGGGAAAAUGAGUUUAAUGACCAAUACUUUGCUGGAGCCAGUGCAAGUUCCAUACAAAUUAAGUACGAUACAAGACGAUCUCUUGCUAGUUUUGCCGAAUCUGAACCGGCGUGCCGAGCAGUUCGUUGUAGUGAGGCAAAGCGGUCUGGUAGAGGCGAGUUCCUUGCUGGCGCGAAUUGUUUUACUCCCUCCAGGAGAUCUUGCCUUCGUGCGAGAAGGUUGUGGAGGACCUUGA
Molecule: messenger RNA, 669 nt
Organism: Cylicocyclus nassatus
Lineage: Eukaryota; Metazoa; Nematoda; Chromadorea; Rhabditida; Strongylidae
Source: the annotation of a GenBank genome assembly